Messenger RNA from Zasmidium cellare ATCC 36951, 927 nucleotides. RefSeq lists its product as uncharacterized. Bases 1 to 927 code for a protein of 308 amino acids. Gene Ontology annotation, cellular component: cytosol. Lineage: Eukaryota; Fungi; Ascomycota; Dothideomycetes; Mycosphaerellales; Mycosphaerellaceae. The transcript has 7 exons. The record is from RefSeq and is a predicted model, not a curated record. Gene Ontology annotation, molecular function: aldose reductase (NADPH) activity.
AUGGCUGGAACACAUUUCGAACUCAACACAGGAGCAUUCAUCCCUGCGAUCGGAUUUGGAACCUGGCAGGAUGUUGAGGGGCACGCAAAAGCAGUGGAAACAGCCCUGAGACUAGGAUACCGGCACGUCGACACUGCCAGCAUGUACGGCACCGAACAGGCCGUGGGCACAGGAAUUCGAGCCAGCGGCGUUCCGCGCGAAGACAUAUUCCUGGUGACAAAGCUGUGGAGCAACAAACACGAUCCGGCUGAUGUCGAGUCCGCAAUCGAUGCAUCUUUGAAUGCUCUUGGGACUGAUUAUGUGGACUUGUGGCUCAUGCAUUGGCCUGCGGCCCUCCAAUCGGGAGACGACUUGUUUCCUAAAGACAGCAGCGACUGGCACGGUAUGGAAGCAGUGUAUGGCAAGGGCAAAGCAAGAGCAUUAGGUGUCAGCAACUUUUCGCAGAACGAGAUGGAACGCUUGCUCGAGCAUGGCAAUGUGGUGCCUGCCGUCCAUCAGCUGGAGUGCCAUCCAUACCUGGCACAGCCCAGCUUCAACGACUGGCACAAGGCAAGGAGCAUUCAUGUUACGCAGUUCAACCCGUUCAGCAAUGCGAAUCCGUACUACACGAAGCAUCCACAUGUUGGGAAGCUGCUUGAUCAUUCUGUCAUGGUCGAGGUAGCUGCAAAGUACAGAAAGAGUACAGCUCAGGUCGCCUUAGCUUGGGGUAUUGCACAUGGCCGGACUGUCAUCCCAAAGUCGACGACCGAAUCACGCAUUCGAGACAAUCUCGAGGCUGAUUUCACCCUGGCACCGGGAGAUGUACAGAAGAUUGACAAGCUGGAUCAGAGGCUUCGGUUCCUGGAUGCUUCGGAUAUUUUUGGAUACGUUUUCUUCAGUGAUCUAGAAGACAAACGGGCGUCGGCUGAUGGAACACAGAGGAUGUAG